AUGAAGGCCAUUUUCACCCUUCUAACGGCCCUGGCCGUGACCACGGCAACUCCCCUCGACCUGUCUAUCCGAGCCCUCCCAAAUGCUCCCGAUGGCUAUACUCCGGCGAAUGUCUCCUGUCCAGCGACACGACCCAGCAUUCGCGGUGCAGGGUCGCUUUCUCCGAAUGAAACCUCCUGGCUCGAGAUUCGUCGCAACAACACCGUCCAGCCCAUGAAGGACCUGCUUGGGCGCCUCAAUCUCACCUCCUUUGACGCAGCGAGCUACAUCGACCGCGUGUCCAGUAACGCAUCUAACCUGCCUAAUAUCGCGAUCGCUGUCUCCGGGGGCGGAUACCGGGCUCUGACCAAUGGAGCUGGAGCUAUAAAAGCUUUUGACAACCGAACAAAAGACUCAACGGAGUCUGGACAGCUCGGAGGUCUACUACAGUCAGCAACGUAUGUAUCCGGACUGAGCGGAGGAGGAUGGCUCGUGGGCUCGGUGUAUGUGAACAACUUUACGACCAUCUCAGACCUCCAAUCCGGAGGCAAUGGCGAUGUAUGGCAGUUUUCCACGUCUAUCCUCGAAGGCCCCAAGGCCAGACACCUGCAGUUCCUAUCCACAGCCGACUACUGGAAGAACUUGCUCACAGCAGUCGACGGCAAAAGCAAUGCGGGCUUCAACACCUCGCUAACGGACUACUGGGGUCGCGCCCUGUCCUACCAGUUCAUCAACGAUCCGACCGGGAACGGCGGGCCAAACUACACCUGGUCGUCCAUCGCGUUGACCGACGCCUUCCAGCGCGGAGAGAUGCCGCUCCCCAUCCUGGUGGCAGACGGCCGCAACCCAGGAGAGCUGCUGAUCGGCAGCAACUCGACCGUCUAUGAGUUCAACCCGUGGGAGUUUGGCUCGUUCGACCCGUCCAUCUUCGGCUUCGCACCGCUCGAGUAUCUCGGCUCCCGCUUCGACAACGGCCAGCUCCCUAGCAGCGAAUCCUGCGUCCGCGGGUUUGAUAAUGCAGGCUUCGUCAUGGGCACCUCCUCCUCGCUGUUCAACCAGUUCAUCCUGCGGCUCAACACCACCGAUCUCCCGGGCCUGGUCAAGAACGCCUUCUCCAAGAUCCUCGCCUCAUUGGGCCAGGACGGCGACGACAUCGCCAUCUACGCCCCUAACCCGUUCUACGGGUAUCGCAAUUCGACCGCGUCCUACUCGCACAGCCGCGAGCUGGAUGUCGUCGACGGCGGCGAGGACGGCCAGAAUAUCCCCCUACACCCACUCAUCCAGCCCACCCGCCACGUCGACGUGAUCUUCGCGGUCGACUCCUCAGCCGACACGGUCUACAGCUGGCCGAACGGGUCCUCGCUAGUCGCUACCUACGAGCGAAGCCUGAACAGCUCGGGAAUCGGCAACGGGACGGUCUUCCCCGCUGUGCCGGACGUCAACACAUUUGUCAACCUAGGCCUAAAUACCAGACCGACCUUCUUCGGCUGCGAUCCGGCGAAUCUAUCCGCACCGGCGCCCUUGGUGGUCUACUUGCCGAAUGCGCCGUACAGCGCGCAGAGCAAUACUUCCACCUUCCAGCUGUCGUACUCUGAUACCCAGCGCGAUGAGAUCAUCACGAACGGGUAUAACGUGGUGACGCGGGGAAAUGCAACCGUCGACAAGUCCUGGCCGAGCUGUGUGGGGUGUGCGAUCCUGCAGCGGUCGAUGCACCGGACUAACAUGUCCAUGCCGGAGGUGUGUAACAGUUGCUUCAAGUUGUACUGCUGGAAUGGGACGGUGGAUAGCAAGACGCCUCGGACGUAUGAGACGAGCCAGAUUUUGGACAGUAAGUCUACUUCUGCGGCUUACAGGGGAGGGUUGAACUGGCUGGUGGGUGCGUUUGCUGUUGGGUCGGCAAUGUGGAUGAUAGUUUAA
Messenger RNA from Aspergillus viridinutans, 1896 nucleotides. Its product is annotated as lysophospholipase family protein. Gene Ontology annotation, cellular component: intracellular membrane-bounded organelle; cytosol. NCBI's taxonomy places the organism in Eukaryota, Fungi, Ascomycota, Eurotiomycetes, Eurotiales, Aspergillaceae. The coding region runs from base 1 to 1896 and encodes 631 amino acids. Gene Ontology annotation, biological process: glycerophospholipid catabolic process. The record is from RefSeq and is a predicted model, not a curated record. The transcript has a single exon. Gene Ontology annotation, molecular function: A2-type glycerophospholipase activity.